CAACGUUAUACAAAAUGAGCGAUGCAACGGAGUUUAUUAUUAAAACAUUAAAAAAAUGGGGUCUGGAGAAAUGGUCAUUCAAAUUUUUAGAGCAAGAAAUAAGCCCUUCGUUAUUGUUAAGUAUUUCGGACGAAAUGUUAAUAGAAUUAAUACCUACUGUUGGUGCAAGAUGCACUUUUAUAGAAAAAAGAAAACAAUAUUUAGAACAGCAAUCUGCGAAGGUAGAAUAUUUCCAGUAAUGAAAGUGUUACCACGGAUUCUAUUACGGAUUCUUAUCAAACCUCUAUUGAAAAUACAUGUACAGAUAUAGAUAAAGAAAGGUCAGAACAAGAAAAAGAAUCUAAACAUUCAUAUAAUAAUCGAACGAAACAAACAAACAAAAUUAGAAGAAGCUGUAUGUCAAAAAUUAAAAGAUCCUGUGAUUAAAAAUGUGUACUC
This is a messenger RNA of Wasmannia auropunctata (little fire ant), 438 nucleotides long. RefSeq lists its product as uncharacterized. The transcript is spliced from 3 exons. Bases 15 to 239 code for a protein of 74 amino acids. NCBI's taxonomy places the organism in Eukaryota, Metazoa, Arthropoda, Insecta, Hymenoptera, Formicidae. The record is from RefSeq and is a predicted model, not a curated record.